This is a messenger RNA of Culex pipiens pallens (northern house mosquito), 944 nucleotides long. RefSeq names its product probable 39S ribosomal protein L24, mitochondrial (gene mRpL24). Gene Ontology annotation, molecular function: structural constituent of ribosome; RNA binding. Bases 133 to 888 code for a protein of 251 amino acids. Lineage: Eukaryota; Metazoa; Arthropoda; Insecta; Diptera; Culicidae. Gene Ontology annotation, cellular component: ribosome; mitochondrion. The record is from RefSeq and is a predicted model, not a curated record. Gene Ontology annotation, biological process: translation. The transcript is spliced from 2 exons.
AACCAAAAUAAUCGUUUCAUAACAUUCGUGUGUUUACAGUGCGGGACCUCGCGUGCCGAUUUUUGAGUUUUACGAAAGGAUUUUCAAUAAAUUUACCAUUUACCUAGUUGAUCGACACAAUCCACAUCCACAAUGAGGCUCACCGGAAUUCUGCAAAAAAUUGGCGAUGCUUCCAAGAAAUUCAGCAACUUACCUGACGCGUACAUCAAGCGAAGCAUGGAGCAGGUUUACUGGAAAACACCCCGCGGCAAGCCACAAUAUCUGCCACGGACGGUCGAGCGUAAAAAGUUCCGCUUCACGACGAACCGACCGUGGACGGGCCAGUUCCGGCAGCAAAACAUGCCGGGAACGAUCCGCAAGAAGGUCUUCGUUGAACCGGUGGCCAACUGGACGUUCUUCAAGGGUGACCGCGUUGAGGUGUUGGCCGGUAAAGACAAGGGCAAGCAGGGAAUCGUCAGUCAGGUGUUCCAGGAGCGCAACUGGGUCAUCGUGGCCGGUCUAAACUGUCACCUGCGAAAGGUUGCCGACGAGAAGGAUUACCCGGGAAUCACGAUCCGUUCGGAGGCGCCACUUUUGGUGACGCACCAGGUUCGGCUCGUUGAUCCUUCCGACCUGCAGGGAACCGGUGUCGAGUGGCGAUUCACCGAGGACGGAGAAAAGGUUCGCGUUUCAACCCGCACCGGUCGGAUCAUUCCGAUUCCGAAGGGCAACGAGGAGACGCACGACUACAAGGCCAAAAGUUUGUACGUGGAACGGCCAAAGGACACGCCCGGCGAUGUGGUGAAGGAGAUUACGUUCAAACCGUCGCUGCAAACGUUCGAGAUGGAAGUCAUGCAAGAGAUGGGCAUCGAAGAGGACAGAACACCGAGGAAAACGUUCUGGUAUUGAUCGUUGUGUGUAAAUGUUUAAAAAUCAGCAAAUAAAUUGAGUAGGUUCACGAUUGA